Molecule: messenger RNA, 1008 nt
Organism: Exserohilum turcica Et28A
Lineage: Eukaryota; Fungi; Ascomycota; Dothideomycetes; Pleosporales; Pleosporaceae
Exons: 3
Coding region: 1-1008 (335 amino acids)
Biological process (GO): inositol metabolic process; signal transduction
Molecular function (GO): inositol monophosphate 1-phosphatase activity
Source: RefSeq, a predicted model, not a curated record
AUGACUGAACUGUCGAGGGCAGAGCUAGACGGGAUCUAUGCGUUUGCGGUGGAGCUGGGGAAGCAGGCGGGCAAGAUGCUCAUGGAUGCCGCCCAAGGGAGGAUCAAUGCCGAAAACGCGUCUACAGAAGAAAAAGAACACACACAAAAAGAAAAUGAAGUAGACCUAGUAACCGAAACCGACAAAAACGUGGAAUUAUUCAUCAAAAACAAAAUCAAAGAAAGAUAUCCCUCCCACAACUUCAUCGGCGAAGAAUCCUACUGCGCAACCUCCUCCCGCAACUACCUAAUCGACAACGCACCAACAUGGUGUGUCGACCCCCUCGACGGAACUGUGAACUACAUCCACCUCUUUCCCACCUUUUGCGUCAGCAUCGCCUUCCUGCACAACGGCAAGCCCCUCAUCGGCGUCAUACACGCUCCCUUCAUAAACCAGCUCUUCACCUCCUGCGCCGGUCGCGGUGCCUUCUUAAACGAAUCCAUGCGACUCCCUCUAAUCCAGAAACCCAGUGUACCACCCAUGCCUGCCUCUGCGCCAGCCGGAUGCGUAUUCGCGUGCGAGUGGGGCAAGGAUAGACGCGAUUUUCCCGACGGGAAUAUGUAUCGCAAGGUUGAGAGUUUCCUCAAUAUGGCGGCGGAACUGGGGGGCAGGGACGGCAAGGGUGGCAUGGUGCAUGGUGUUAGGAGUUUGGGGAGCGCGACACUGGAUUUGGCAUACGUGGCUAUGGGUGCUGUGGAUAUUUGGUGGGAGGGUGGGUGCUGGGAGUGGGAUGUUGCGGCGGGUAUUGCAAUUUUACAGGAGGCGAAUGGACUGGUUACUACGGCAAAUCCGCCUGAGGAUUGGGCGCACGCGCCAAUUGAGGAAGUGAGGUUGGGGAGCCGGUUGUAUUUGGCUAUUCGGCCCGCGGGACCAUCCGCCACGGAGACGGGACGUGAGAGUCAGGAAAGAACUGUGCGGGAGGUUUGGAGAAGAGUACGCAACCUAGACUACUCGCGACCAGGAGCAUAG